Messenger RNA from Salvelinus namaycush (lake trout), 2743 nucleotides. RefSeq names its product teashirt homolog 2-like. NCBI's taxonomy places the organism in Eukaryota, Metazoa, Chordata, Actinopteri, Salmoniformes, Salmonidae. The transcript has a single exon. Gene Ontology annotation, biological process: regulation of transcription by RNA polymerase II. Gene Ontology annotation, cellular component: nucleus. Gene Ontology annotation, molecular function: DNA-binding transcription factor activity, RNA polymerase II-specific; DNA binding. The record is from RefSeq and is a predicted model, not a curated record. The coding region runs from base 16 to 2739 and encodes 907 amino acids.
AGCAGCCUGGAGAAAAUGAGGGCCGCCUAUGCUAACUUUCUCUCAGAUUCCUACUGCACAGGGAUCGGAAUGGACUUGAAAAUUAGCAAAACUCCCAGCAAAGCUAACUGUGACAGCACCAAUGUUAGCACCAAGAGUGAAUUUGACUGGCAUCAGGAUGCACUAUCCAAAACCUUCCAGCAAACACACUCCCCAAAGCCUGUGUCCAAACCCAACCUCUUCAGCUCGGUCCACCUCUACAGACAAAGCAGCAAAGCAGGUGGGACAGUAUUUACAGGGGCCAGCCGAUUCAAGUGUAAGGACUGCAGUGCAGCCUAUGACAGUAUUGUGGAUUUGACAGUGCACAUGAACAAGAGUGGACAUUACCAGGACAACAAUCAUGGCAAACCAAGCAAUGCCUCCACAUCCUCUUCCAAAUCAAGGAAACGAAAUUUGCAAGACAUGGAAGGGAAAGAGGAUGCACAGAAAGUUCUGAAGUGUAUGUUCUGUGGCCAUUCUUUUGAGUCCCUCCAGGACUUGAGUGUCCAUAUGAUAAAAACUAAGCAUUACCAAAAAGUACCUUUGAAAGAACCUAUCCCAGUACUCUCACCUAGAUUACUGCCACCAGCAAAGAAACGGACCUAUGAGGCCAACAGACCUUGUUCUCCUGAUUCUACCACAGGGUUAGCUGGCUACAGCGAGGCCCAACGGUCCGCUGCUAUUUCAAAUGCUAACAGUAAUCGCUAUGGUUAUCAGAAUGGGGCUAGCUACACUUGGCAGUUUGAGACAUGCAAAUCUCAGAUUCUAAAAUGCAUGGAGUGUGGAAGCUCACACGAUACCCUGCAACAACUCACCACUCAUAUGAUGGUCACUGGACAUUUCAUGAAAGUUACAAACUCAGCCUCUAAGAAAGGGAAACAGUUAGCUCUGGAUCCCUUGGUUAUAGAAAAGAUGCAGGUAUUAGCUGAGCCGCUUGCUAACAAAACUGAUGGCGAUAAAGUGUCUCCAAAAACAUAUUCCCCAGGGGGCAGUGAGAAAGAUAGCCAGAGGGAAGGCACAUUGGACAAAAUGGAAGAAAGUGAAGUGAAAGAUGACAAGGCAGACAGUGAGGAUCAAAAGGCAGGGAACAGGGUGAUUAAAUAUCGAUAUCUUCGUGAGGAGGAUCUGGAGCAGCAGGGAUUGUCAGGUGGUGGAGGGGAUAUCCUCAAGUCUUUAGCCAACACGGUCGCCUCUGCAAUCAACAAGGCUCAGACUGGGACCCCCAGCUGGAGUGCCUACCCCAGUAUCCACGCUUCCUAUCAACUCUCUGGGAUCAUCAAGAGCAGCACUCAUCUCUCAGCGUCUCCCCCCAUUCAGGUAAAGCACACAUUCAACCACAAGCUGAGACCGAUCGCCCCAAAGGGGAAGUUUCUUCAGGGUGCUGGGGGAGUUGACACUCCACAGCAACAGUAUCGAAAAGCGGACACCAAGAAAGAAAAGGUUGGCAUUAGCGAUGGUAAAGAACGUCUGAAUAUUAAGUUUGAUCUGGUGGAGAAUAAUGACAGCGAUUGUCAGGAUGAUUCCUCUACCUCUUCAAAGCUCGACGCAGACUGUCUGAAUGAAGGGAGUGAUGUGAUCAAAGGGAAGUGGAGCCCAGAUUUCUCAGACAGAGGCAAGACACCAAGCCCUCCUGCCACCGGUGGACGAAGCACUACUUCAGAGCUUGUCAAUGACACCCCGGAAAUACUCGGCAUAAACCCUCUAAGUGCACUGCAAUCAGUUCUGAACAGCCAUUUGGGUAAAGCAAAUAAGCCCACCAAUUCAAGAUCUGAAAAUAGUAAACUAUCUGCUCGCUCUCAAUCUAUAUUAGCUGAACUCAACCAGAGUAUGGAGAAACCAGCAGUGGUGCAUGCUACCCCUGCUAGGAACAGCGUUAACAUUGCCUUCCUGUUUGCUAGCAAUGAUCAGCCAAUAGACCUGACAAAAUAUAAACCUAACAAGCCAAGUUUCUCCCAUCUACAACCCUUUGCCCCAAUGCCACAGAAACACGCUCUGUCUGACAUUGCUGACAUGGUCAAGGUUCUUCCUAAAGCCACCACACCAAAAGCCUCUAUGCCAUCAAGGAUACCCACCAUGAAACUGGAAUCAGACGUGAGAUGCUCUGAGGACGUGUCGGCUGAGGUAUACUCGGUUCACAAGCGCAAGGGAAGGCAUUCGAACUGGAACCCCCGACAUCUUAUCAUCCUCCAAGCCCAGUUCGCCUCCAGCCUCUUUCUGACUUCUGAGGGCAAGUACUUACUCUCAGAUCUUGGUCCUCAGGAACGAAUGCACAUCUCUAAGUUUACUGGACUGUCCAUGACAACCAUCAGCCACUGGUUGGCCAAUGUGAAAUACCAACUUAGGAAAACAGGGGGGACCAAGUUUCUGAAGAGCAUGGACACUGGCCAUCCGAUCUUCUACUGCAAUGACUGUGCUUCCCAGUUCAGGACACCACCAGCCUUCAUCUCCCACCUGGAAUCACACCUAGGGUUCCAAAUCAAAGAUAUGCGCAAAUUGCCUAUUGAGCAUCAGACGAAGGUAGAGGAGCCAGAACUGUCAAAGGCUCUCAGUGUCCGUGCGACAGAGACGCUAGUCACAGAGGAGGAUGUUGACACUAAGUUCAAAUGUAAGCUGUGUUGUAGGACAUUUGCUAGUAACCAUGCAGUUAAACUCCACUUGAGUAAAACUCACAGCAAAUCACCUGAUAACCAUUCACAAUAUGUGGAAAUGGAUAAAGAGUAGGAGU